AUGGUCGCUACCAGGCUCGAGUCUCGCAAGUCUCUGCUCGGCGCCGAUCCAGGCUUUGCUGAGCAGGGCAUGCAUUAUCAGGGAAACUACUCCCCCAACCAGGCCUACCCCGACGCCUAUCCCCAAGGCCAUCCUAACGGAACCUACACCCAGCCAUCCCUCACCCAGCCCACCUACGCCGAAAACGCCAGCAUGGUGGGAAACGAUUACUAUCAGGGCUACGCCGGCCGCGAAGGUCUGACGUCGAGCCACGCCCAUAGCACCCAUCGGGAUAACUUUGGCUUCCUCAAACGCAAAUGGCCCGCUGCCUUCAUGGGAGUAACAGGCCUUCAGGCCAUCAUCUGCCUCGGCUUUGAAGCCUACGUAUUUGGAAAGUUUCAACUCAGUCUUGGAGAUCACGUCAACGAACCCCGCGUACAGUCACAAUAUCUCACCAUUCCAACUUUUCUUACUCUCUUCAUUUUUGGUUUCCUCUACGAGCUGGUCAUAGUCUGGGAUGCUCUUCGCAUGAAGAACACGAUUCAAGUCAUUGGCGUCUGCAUCGCUAAUCUAGCUCUGCUCGUUUACACGGCCAUCCAAGUCGACCAGAUUCAGAUGGCAGUCACCGUUCUGGCCAGCUUCAAUGCUCUUGAUCACAACAUCACCGCGCAUGAGCUUUGGGGCGAUAUCAGAGCCUUUCUCGUUGCUAUUCCUGCCAUUAUUGCCCUUACCACCAUAUGCAUGGGUUUUUGCGCGUGGAAGCUUUACCAAGAAUUCGCCUGGGAUAUUCUCAAGAACAUUGGCGCAGACUAUCGCAUGAAGAAGCGCUUCCUCCACUAUCAAAUUUACAUCGCUCUGCUCAAGUUUGACUUUUUCUUCUUCCUCGGCUUCAUCAUCCAGUUUGUCGUUGUCGUUGCCAAAAAGUCCGAUCCCGAGUUCGCCGUUACCGUCGCCUCCAUUCCCGUCACGAUUGCCAUUCUUCUCGCCGCCGCCUUCUUCACCAAAAAGGAAAACAAAUGGGGCAUGGCCGUUACUCUCGUCCUCUACGUUGGUGGCCUCGUCUACUUUGUUUUCAAACUCGUUCGCAUUUAUCAGCCCGGCUUCAAGGAGCUGUACAUUGCCGUCCGCAAAUCUUUGACCGCCUUUGCCGUCAUCACCAUCCUGCUCAUCCUCCUAACCAUUGUCAACGGCAUCAUUUGCAUGCGCAACUUCGGUGCUGGCCUCAAGCCCCAUCUGCAGACCAGCAGAAAGGUCGAGGAGAACCCUGAUGCCAUGUCUUUUAGUCUAAACGACGUCAAGGCUGCUGUCCCCAACCGCAUGACUAUUGAGUAA
Messenger RNA from Beauveria bassiana ARSEF 2860, 1311 nucleotides. RefSeq lists its product as uncharacterized. Bases 1 to 1311 code for a protein of 436 amino acids. The record is from RefSeq and is a predicted model, not a curated record. NCBI's taxonomy places the organism in Eukaryota, Fungi, Ascomycota, Sordariomycetes, Hypocreales, Cordycipitaceae. Gene Ontology annotation, cellular component: Golgi apparatus. The transcript has 3 exons.